This is a messenger RNA of Saccostrea echinata, 1537 nucleotides long. Its product is annotated as tubulointerstitial nephritis antigen-like. Gene Ontology annotation, biological process: proteolysis. The record is from RefSeq and is a predicted model, not a curated record. Gene Ontology annotation, cellular component: lysosome. NCBI's taxonomy places the organism in Eukaryota, Metazoa, Mollusca, Bivalvia, Ostreida, Ostreidae. Gene Ontology annotation, molecular function: cysteine-type peptidase activity. The coding region runs from base 1 to 1413 and encodes 470 amino acids. The transcript is spliced from 10 exons.
AUGAGGAAGCUGAAAUUCCCGCUGCUGUUUUUGUUGGUGCUUCCGUUUUGUAAGGGGGGUAGGUACAGGCGGUUCAUAGAAUGGGGAGCAGACCUCGCCCCUGGGUCAUUUUGCUCUUCACGGCAAUCGUCUCCGUGUUGUUCCGGGAGAGACGACAACUGCACGGUGGAGAUUCUUGGGAGUCUUUGCUAUUGUGACGUGUUCUGUAACAGGGCAUCUAACGACUGUUGUCCAGAUUAUGCUAGCACCUGUCAGGGAAUCGCACCCCCCGUCACUAAAGCGGGAUGUGUAUUUGAUGGUAAGGAGUACAAACCCAGCGAAGUCAUCAGGGAUAACUGCAAUGUUUGCACGUGUUCACGGGUACAGUUAUUUCGCUACGACUGGGUGUGUUCAAACAAUUCCUGUCUGAUCGACUUGGAACGAUUUAACAAAACAGCACAAAACUUAGGAUGGAAAACUGCAAACUACACUCGUUUCUGGAAUAAAACUUUCACUGAUGGAAUCAAAGAAAAUGUUGGCAUAGCAACCGAAAGCAAAGCUCAAAACAUGUCUUCGCUUCAGAAUAAAGUACAGAAUGAUCUCCCGGCCUUCUUUGACUCUAGGAAAAAGUGGAAGUCAUGGAUACAUCCGGUUCGUGAUCAACGAAACUGUGCAUCUUCCUGGGCGUUCUCCACAGUAGACGUUGCGGCAGACAGAUUGGCGAUUGAAUCCAAAGGAUUACUGACCAAUCAGCUUUCGCCUCAGCAUCUUUUGUCAUGUGACACAAGGCGGAAACAGAGAGGGUGCGAAGGAGGGUCUACAGAAAAGGCUUGGUGGUUCAUUAAACGAAAAGGAAUCAUGACUGAGGAAUGUUAUCCUUAUAACGUCACUCAAUCGAACACUGCUGCCAACAAAUGUCUGGACAACAUGGACACAUGUCCGAACACCAACUCUUCCACUUCCAAAAUUGUCCUAUACGUCACACCACCAUACAGAGUUGGGGAAAGUGAAGAAGAAAUUAAAACAGAGAUAUAUAAGAGUGGACCAGUACAAGCUACCUUUCAAGUGUCUGCUGACCUCUUCAUGUAUCGAUCUGGUGUGUACAGACACACAGGGGCGGAUCUUGUACAGAGCAAAUUGGCGGUCAGGAUAAUCGGAUGGGGAGAAGAUAUUGAUAAAAAAGGACGUGUUCGAAAAUACUGGAUAUGCUUGAACAGUUGGGGAACCAAGUGGGGCGAGGAAGGGGCAUUCCGAAUCGUAAGGGGAGAAAAUCACCUAGGCAUCGAAGAAAACAUCUUGGGAGUUCAUGCAGAUAUGAAACGUUCACUAGCAACCCAUCCUAGCGAGGGGAUACGUGAUGAGGGUCUAAUUAACAUAUACAAUCAAAAACAAAUAGUGGUCAUCAAGAGACCACGGCCCACAGCUCGGCCCUAGAAAAGAUAUCAAGGACACCCCUUCCCCGGGGACAUUUAAAAUUAAUUAUACCGAGUCCGCCAAAAUGCUUUUUCUGAUGUUUGAAGUGAUUAAAUGCGUGAUUUCGUGUCUCCUAUGUAUGUAU